Molecule: messenger RNA, 1862 nt
Organism: Mercenaria mercenaria
Lineage: Eukaryota; Metazoa; Mollusca; Bivalvia; Venerida; Veneridae
Product: chorion transcription factor Cf2-like
Exons: 2
Coding region: 224-1462 (412 amino acids)
Biological process (GO): regulation of DNA-templated transcription
Molecular function (GO): RNA polymerase II cis-regulatory region sequence-specific DNA binding; DNA-binding transcription factor activity, RNA polymerase II-specific
Source: RefSeq, a predicted model, not a curated record
UCUUAUCAGAUUAUCUAUUCUGCUGACAAGUUGAGGAGGUUUUGUCUAUAAAUUUACAUAUAUUUACAAAUAAUCGUUCAUAUUAUUCGAAACAUUGUUACAGAACAAACAUAUAUAAGGAACCCGGUAUAAAGUGAAUCAGUUGAAGAGUGUUUUGUUGAAUGAAUAACCUGAUGAAUAUUUAACAUUGUGUAGAGGAAUUUACUUGCGGAUAUUCAUCAAAAUGAAACCUCAAAAAUUUUCUAUCAAUGACAUUUUGACAAGAGAGCCGCCGACGAAACAGACAAUUGUGGGCCGGGAUGAAACAUCUUUACUUGAUUUAAAAGAUGAAAAUCAAGGCAUUCCAGCUUUACCAACUCCCCCACUCUCGCCAGAACCUGUCCAAAAGACGAAGGAAAAAUCUCAGAUUAAGGAGACGCCAAAAAGGACCAAAGGAGAUAUGACGUCAUCAAAGCGGAAAAGGGACCCAAUCGGACAGAUUUUAGACAGUCUUUGCAACAGCUCUGACAAAAAAGACCAACAAACACCCAGUGCAUUUUCUCCGAUCGUCACAAGUUCAUGUACUUCCCAGUUAUCUCCCCUGGGUAUGCUGGCACACUGUGAUAGGCGAUGUUACCAGACGUCACCUAGUGGUGUAACGUGUACUUCACAAAGUCCGCCAUCUCUGCAAGGUGGCGUCAUGCCGCAAGUUCAAAUGUCAGUGGAGCAACUUCAGUACCUCCAUGCCCAAAGACUUGCUCAUCAACAAUAUUUGCAUCAACAACAACAACAACAACAACAACAUAUUGUGGCAAUGCAGGUCGCCGCCAAUCCAUUCUUAGCUCAACAACAAAAUCAAUAUCAUUUACAAAUGCUCAGGGAACAGCAUGCGAAACUGAUGUCGUAUGAUUUUACAAAUGCUAGCAUGGGCGUAUCACAAAAUUCUAUCGCUCAAAAUGCUGCUGCACCACUCUGGAUGGCCUGGCUGAAGUCGUCUUCUAACCCUAUGACGUCACAUCCUCUUAAAGAGUCGCGAAUUCCUCCGCCACCACGUUACCAGUGCGAUGCUUGCAAGAAAAGUUAUUCAACUUUUGGGGGACUAUCAAAGCAUAAACAAUUUCACUGUGUCAGCCACGUGAAGAAAGAAUUCAACUGCAAAUAUUGCGAGAAAUCAUACGGUUCUCUUGGCGCUUUGAAAAUGCAUAUUCGGACCCACACACUUCCCUGCAAGUGUAAAUUGUGCGGAAAGGCGUUUUCGCGACCAUGGUUACUCCAAGGACAUGUAAGAACACACACGGGCGAAAAACCGUUUAAAUGCGUACAUUGUGGACGCGCAUUCGCAGACAGAUCCAACCUGCGUGCGCACCUUCAGACACAUUCGGAUAUUAAAAAAUAUGGCUGCAAAAACUGUACUAAAACCUUUUCAAGGAUGUCUUUACUUCUGAAACACGAAGAAGGAAGUUGUUUAGGACUCAGACGAUAAGUGUUAUUACUAAGAACAUGCGAAAGCCAUUGCUGUGAAUUUUCUCAAAAAUUGUUCAGUCAGUAUGCAGUAUCAUUCGGAACUUCGGUCAAGACCGUUAUACAAAUUCAAAAACUAUAUAUAAAAUUGUAACUAAUUUGUGCUUUUUGUGAUUCUGUUGAGACGAAUUCAUAGAAAAUUUAUUUACAUAUUUUGACAAAAAUGAAUGACAAUUCACUUAUGAUAUGUGCUAUAUUAUAUAUUGUAGUUUUGUUCAUCCGCUGUACUUUUCAACUUUUAGUAAAAACUUUAUAAAAAUAUCUUCAUAAUUACGCAGGACAACAUUUUAUGAUGUCAUAAUCAGACUCGCGUACAAUUCAUUCAUACACUUUCAACAUCUUAAGGGUCCAAUGCAUUUUAA